This is a messenger RNA of Symphalangus syndactylus (siamang), 3481 nucleotides long. RefSeq names its product testis associated actin remodelling kinase 1 (gene TESK1). The record is from RefSeq and is a predicted model, not a curated record. Gene Ontology annotation, biological process: actin cytoskeleton organization; protein phosphorylation; positive regulation of stress fiber assembly. Lineage: Eukaryota; Metazoa; Chordata; Mammalia; Primates; Hylobatidae. Gene Ontology annotation, molecular function: protein serine/threonine kinase activity; ATP binding. Gene Ontology annotation, cellular component: cytoplasm; nucleus.
GGGCGGAACCCUCACACUGAGGAGGGCUGGGUCACACUGAGGGGAGGAGUCACCUUGAGAGGAGGGGUCACAAUGACUAGUGGAGUCCCUCGGAGGUGGGGUCUUACUGCGUGGGAGGAACACAGAGCAAGGGGGUACAGCACUGAGGGGUUCUGACACACACUGACGGUGGCAGUGCCACACUGGGGAAAAGUGCCCCUGAAAGGGAGGUGUCUCACUGAGGAAAGGAGGGGUCUCCGAGGGACAGCGUUCUUUGAGGGGGUGGGAUCUUGCGGAAGGAGGGGCUUCCCUGCAGGUGGAGGCUUCUCUCUUAGAGUCUUUUGGACAAAGUAGUAAGAGGGAGGUCCCGGCUGGGAGGAGGAGCUGGACUCUCUUCUUUAUUGGGAGGCGGCAGGAUGAAGUGAGGAGGAGUCGGGGCUAAGCUGGGUGUGGGCCGGCCAAAGGCUCCCUGUAGCCCCGGGGUAUCACAACCUCCCGUGAAGGUAGAAGGUGGUAGGGAGGCCAGAGGUUCAAGGUGUCGGAGUCGAAGAGACCUGGGAAAUGGGCAGGCCGGGCCGGGGCGCAGGCCAGGAAGGUGGACAGGUUGCUGGGCUGCCUCUGAUUGCGGCUGGGCCUGAGGGACCUACGUUUCUGCCCCGUUGGUCCCUGGAGCCCAGGAAUCCGGCAGGUUUGGGCCCGACCCUCAACGGACAGUAACCCAGGGAGGAGAGGGGACUCCCUGGGCAGCUACGCUUCGCAUGCGCACCAUCAGCCCUUAAUUCCCUUCCGUUAUUCAAGCUCAGGCCUGAGCUUAUUUGACCCGGGCGGCCCAGGGCAUCGCGGCCGGAAAGCGGGGAGGCGGGGUUGCGCACCUGAGGGGGCGUGGCCGCUGCCGGGAGGCCGGGCUGGAAGGAGUUAAGCGGAGGCCCGGCCCAGCCCCGCCCCCGGCAGGCCGCGGAGCCUGAGCCCCGGCGGCUCAGCGGAGCAGCCGCCGCCCGCCUGCCCGCCCGCCUCCGCCCGCGGCAAGCCAGCCCGCCGGCGCCCGGGAGCGCUGCCGCCACCGUCGCCGCCACCGUCACAGCCACCGCCCGGUCCAGGCCCAAGCCCAGGCCCUGCGCGGAGCGGAGCAGAGCGGCGCGGCGUCCACCCGGGCCCAGCCAGCCGGCGCGGCGGGGGCGGGUCCAGGAUCUUCGGCGGAUCUUCCAUUCUCAGGGCGGGAGCGGGAGUCCGGGCGCCCGGGAUCGGGCUGGGCCCGCGCCCAUGGCCAGCGCGGCCUGCCAGGGCCCCGGGGACCCUGCCAUGUGAGGCAGGCCCGGGCUGGGGGCCCGGCCAUGGCCGGAGAACGGCCCCCACUGCGGGGCCCUGGGCCCGGGCCUGGCGAGGUGCCGGGGGAGGGGCCCCCGGGGCCGGGGGGCACGGGCGGAGGCCCGGGCCGGGGCCGCCCCUCCUCCUACCGGGCUCUCCGCAGCGCCGUGUCUAGCCUGGCGCGUGUGGACGAUUUUCACUGCGCGGAGAAGAUCGGAGCCGGCUUCUUCUCUGAGGUCUACAAGGUUCGGCACCGACAGUCAGGGCAAGUCAUGGUGCUGAAGAUGAACAAGCUCCCCAGUAACCGGGGCAACACACUACGGGAAGUGCAGCUGAUGAACCGGCUCAGGCACCCCAACAUCCUAAGGUUCAUGGGGGUCUGUGUGCACCAGGGACAGCUGCACGCUCUUACAGAGUAUAUGAAUGGGGGGACAUUGGAACAGCUGCUCAGCUCCCAUGAACCCCUAUCCUGGCCGAUCAGGCUCCGCCUGGCCCUGGACAUUGCCCGAGGUCUGCGGUACCUGCACUCCAAAGGUGUAUUUCACCGGGACCUCACAUCCAAGAACUGUCUAGUCCGACGGGAAGAUCGAGGAUUCACCGCUGUCGUGGGUGACUUCGGGCUGGCUGAAAAGAUUCCUGUGUAUAGGGAGGGGGCAAGGAAGGAGCCAUUGGCCGUGGUGGGCUCCCCAUACUGGAUGGCUCCAGAGGUGUUACGGGGUGAGCUUUAUGAUGAGAAGGCUGAUGUCUUUGCCUUCGGGAUUGUCCUCUGUGAGCUCAUCGCCCGAGUACCUGCAGACCCUGACUACCUACCACGCACUGAGGACUUUGGCCUGGAUGUGCCUGCUUUCCGAACUCUGGUGGGGGAUGACUGCCCACUGCCUUUCCUGCUCCUGGCCAUCCACUGCUGCAGCCUGGAACCCAGCACCCGUGCCCCCUUCACUGAAAUUACCCAGCACCUGGAAUGGAUCCUGGAGCAGCUGCCUGAGCCAGCCCCACUCACCAGGACUCCCCUGACCCACAAUCAGGGCUCUGUUCCAAGAGGGGGUCCCUCUGCCACACUUCCCAGGCCAGACCCCCGGCUUUCCCGAAGCCGGUCAGACCUCUUCCUGCCCCCAUCACCAGAAUCACCCCCCAACUGGGGGGACAAUCUGACUCGAGUCAACCCCUUCUCACUACGGGAAGACCUCAGGGGUGGCAAGAUCAAGCUCUUGGACACACCCAGCAAGACAGUCCUGCCUCUUGUGCCACCAUCACCAUUCCCAUCCACGCAGCUGCCCUUGGUGACCACUCCAGAGACCCUGGUCCAGCCUGGAACACCUGCCCGCCGCUGCCGCUCACUACCCUCAUCCCCUGAGCUCCCCCGCCGUAUGGAGACAGCACUGCCAGGUCCUGGCCCUCCCCCCAUAGGCCCCUCGGCUGAAGAGAAGAUGGAGUGCGAGGGUAGCAGUCCUGAGCCGGAACCUCCAGGACCAGCACCCCAGCUGCCUCUGGCUGUGGCCACAGACAACUUCAUCAGCACCUGUUCCUCGGCCUCCCAACCCUGGUCCCCUAGAUCAGGACCCGUCCUCAAUAACAAUCCCCCAGCUGUGGUGGUGAACUCCCCACAAGGCUGGGCUGGGGAGCCCUGGAACCGGGCCCAGCAUAGCCUGCCCCGGGCGGCAGCCCUGGAGCGGACAGAACCCUCGCCACCCCCUUCAGCUCCCCGGGAGCCCGAUGAGGGGCUGCCCUGUCCUGGCUGCUGCCUCGGCCCCUUCAGCUUUGGCUUCCUGUCCAUGUGCCCCCGCCCCACACCAGCUGUUGCCCGCUACCGCAACCUGAACUGUGAGGCGGGCAGUCUCCUCUGCCACCGAGGGCACCACGCCAAGCCACCCACACCCAGCCUGCAGCUGCCUGGGGCACGCUCUUAGCAGUGGAGCCUGUGGUCUCAGGCCUCCAACUUUGGCCUUCAGGACACCCUGUAAGAACAGAGCACACUUGCUGGACAGUGCCAGUUCCAGAUGGGCUGACUGGCUCUUCUCCCCAUGUAGGGGAGCCCCAGCAUGGACUCAAGGGACAGAGCACUUCCAGUCGACCCCCGGCUCGCAUUCCCGUGGGGAUCACUGAACCAGACACAGCAUUGCUGACACAUGAGACUAACACGUGCAAUUAUUUAAAAAGAUUUCAAUAAAACUGCCUGGCUGGCUCCGGGCUGCCCCUA